Molecule: messenger RNA, 912 nt
Organism: Malania oleifera
Lineage: Eukaryota; Viridiplantae; Streptophyta; Magnoliopsida; Santalales; Ximeniaceae
Product: cationic peroxidase 1-like
Exons: 3
Coding region: 88-912 (274 amino acids)
Biological process (GO): hydrogen peroxide catabolic process; response to oxidative stress
Molecular function (GO): peroxidase activity; heme binding
Source: RefSeq, a predicted model, not a curated record
ACUCCUGAUUACUAUGACGAAUCGUGUCCAGGCGCAUUUUCGUUGAUUAGAGACAUUGUGGAGAAUGCAGUUUAUAGGGAGUCACGCAUGGGAGCUUCGCUGCUCCGUCUACACUUCCACGACUGUUUUGUAAAUGGUUGUGAUGGUUCAGUUUUAUUGGAUGACACUGAAGACGUGCCGGGUGAGAAAAAUGCUCCAGCCAACAAAAAUUCCUUAAGGGCCUUUGAGGUGGUAGAUCAGAUCAGAGAGGCGGUUAAUUCAUUUUGUGGCGAUGAUGUAGUCUCAUGUGCAGAUAUUUUAGCUAUUGCAGCUCGUGACUCUAUCGUCGCACUGGGAGGUACUACGUAUGAUGUCCUAGUUGGGAGGAAAGAUAGAAGAUAUGUAAGUCUUACUAAUGCAAGCAGCAUACAAAAUCUUCCUGCCCCAUUUUUCAACUAUUCAGCUCUGGUCGCCAAUUUUGAGUCUCAUGGGCUAACUGAGAAAGAUAUGAUCACCCUCUCUGGCAGUCACACUGUUGGGUCGGCACAAUGUUUUGUCUUCAGAAAUCGUGUUUAUAACGACACCAACAUAAACAAAAGUUUCGCAUCUUACUUGCAAAAAAUUUGCCCAAAAAGAGGACAAGACUCCAACCUACAGCCACUCGAUAGUGGAUUUCCUCUCAAUAGAUUCGACAACAAUUACUACAAGAAUUUGCUACAAAACAAGGGUCUCCUCCAUUCGGAUCAAGAGCUGUACAAUGACGGUACCGGUGGGUUUAGCUUUAACAAUAUUAUGGUGUGGUAUUACAGUUUGGAUCAGAAUGUGUUCAUGAAUGAGUUUGGCAAGUCCAUGAUCAACAUGGGUAACAUUUGUGUUUCAAUACCUCAUCAUGAUAAAUAUGAGGUUAGAAGGGAUUGCAGGCGACUCAACUAG